This is a messenger RNA of Psylliodes chrysocephalus, 1074 nucleotides long. Lineage: Eukaryota; Metazoa; Arthropoda; Insecta; Coleoptera; Chrysomelidae. The record is from the annotation of a GenBank genome assembly.
UUGGCAUCACUAACUAUGCAGAUUUGUGUCAUUCAGAAUUGUCAUUAUGAUAUAAAUUUGACGUUUCAACUUCGGAUUUAAAAAUGACAAAGGCUAAAGACGACGAUGAUCUUAAAAUUGAUGAUUAUGUUAUUCUUAAAAAUGAUACUGAUAAUAAUACCGUUACUGAUAAUGAUGUGCCAAAAGAAUCAGAUAAGGUUGAUGAGGAACAACCUAUAAAUUUAUCCAAAAUUAAAGAAAAUUGGGCUAUUUAUUUGUCAAUACCGGGUACGCCGGUACCAUCAUGGCCAGAAGAUGUCAUAAUGUUUACACCAGUUAAACAUCACCAGAUGGUUUUGCCAGACUACGCGAACUGCCUAACGGUCAAAACGUAUCUAAAAAUGUGUAACUUGAAAUUCCAAGUUGAAGAACGAGAAAAUGCCGAGUUCAUGUCGCCCACUUUAAAUGUGCCCUUCAUCAAAGUCGAUAAUGUCAUCGUAUCGGAACUGGAUGGAAUCAUCAAUUUUCUUAAUAAUAGAAAUAUUAAAUUGACGGACAGAUUAGACAAAGAACAGAAGAUUAAUUUGAAGGCUUACAUGUCGCUAAUACCGAAUGUUAUACAUUUGUGCGAAUUGUUCGUGUCAUGGGUGGAUAAGGAGACUUACGAAGUCAUUACCAGGCCCAAAUACAGCAGCGUCUUCCCGUGGCCCUUAAACAAACUCCAAACAUCGGCCAAACGUAACCAAGUUUUGAAAAAGCUGGAAACUCAUUAUUGGUCGCAAAAAUCAUUGAGUGACGUUUUAUUAGAAUUUGAAAAUUGUUGUCAAGCCAUCAACGACAGACUGGAAGGAAAAACGCAGUUUUUCGUGGGACAAGAUACCGAAUUAGAUGCCAGCAUUUUCGGACAUAUGUACGCAAUUUUGUCCACAGCUUUACCGGGAAAUCACUUGGAAAACAUCGUCAAAAAGUUUCCGGAUUUGUUGAUUUUUGUAGAAAAAAUGAAAGAAAGAUUUAUCGAAUAAAAAUAAUUCUAUUCAUUCAGUUUUAAUUAAAUUAAAUAUUGGUUUAACAGAAUUUUUAUAAUUUUUUUUGUUA